GCAUAGUAAAUACCACAUAAUUUCCUUUUCGCAGCUAGUAGCUUAGAUUGCAAUAAACAGUCCCCCAACAAUUUGGUCUUAACAUUGGUUGGUAAUUUUACCAAACUUUAUCUGCUCAAGCCCCAUUCCAUGUAUACUUACUCUAGCGCAGGAACCUCCGUGCCUUGCCUUGUAUAGGCCCAAACACAUACAACAACUUUUCCUCUACACUACGCUCGCUCAUUAUAGAUGAGCGAAGUUGAAUUUCUGAAAAAUUAUCGCUAGCAACUUAUCCAGCAUGUCUGAUGACGUUAUAUCUUUAGAGGGAGGAUUGUUCGAGGAGCCAGAGGAGUUCGUCCAACCCCCACCAGAGCCCCAUUUCGCCCACUACCAAAGAAAAGAAGUGAAUGGAACUGCCCCAUCUCCAUCUGAAGUGACUUUGAGAUUGGUGGGCAAGUCUCCGUUAUGGGGACAUCUUCUCUGGAACGCAGGCAUUUUCACUGCCGACUACUUGGACAAGAACGCAGCCAGCUUGGUCCAGGGCAAGAGAAUCCUUGAGCUUGGAGCUGCUGCUGCAUUGCCAUCGUUGAUAGCAUCUCUCAACGGGGCUAAAGAAGUGGUGAGUACCGACUACCCCGAUCCAGAACUUAUCCAAAACAUCGAGUGGAACUUCGACAACUUGGCCAAGGAAGCAGAGGUGUCUCCCUACAGUGUCAAGGGCUACAUCUGGGGGAACGAUGUGGGAGACCUCAUCAGUAGCACCGAAGACGAAGACAACAAAUUCGAUUUGAUCAUAUUGUCGGACGUGGUUUUCAACCACACCGAGCAUGACAAGCUCUUGAAGACCUGCCGUGACACCUUGAAGAAGGACGGUAAGUGCUUGGUGGUGUUUUCCCCUCACAGACCAUGGCUCUUGGAAAAGGACCUUGAAUUCUUCACUAGGUGCGAAGAGCACGAGUUCAAGGCGGAAAAGAUCGACUUGGUGGUGUGGAAACCCAUGUUCGAAGAAGACGAAGAAACCGCCGAGAUCAGAGCAAGGGUGUACUCGUACUUCUUGAACCCACAGUGGUAAAUCGGGGGUAGAGAGGUGACAUAGGAUGCCGAGAGUAGCACAGCAAGGGUUCUGCCAAGACAGACUGUUGCAGAAGGGUAAGUAUAGAUAUAGGAAUAAGCACCAAUUACGUAAUACAUGACUAAGCAA
Molecule: messenger RNA, 1180 nt
Organism: Suhomyces tanzawaensis NRRL Y-17324
Lineage: Eukaryota; Fungi; Ascomycota; Pichiomycetes; Serinales; Debaryomycetaceae
Product: S-adenosylmethionine-dependent methyltransferase
Exons: 1
Coding region: 278-1051 (257 amino acids)
Biological process (GO): peptidyl-lysine dimethylation
Molecular function (GO): protein-lysine N-methyltransferase activity
Source: RefSeq, a predicted model, not a curated record